AUGGUCAAGCCUGCUCUAAACAGGAAAAAAUCCAAUUAAAAGACUAAUUAAACAGUAUUUCCAAAAAGUAAGGUGCAAUUGACUAAUUGGCUAUUUGAUGAUUUCAAAACUUAUAACCAAGAAAACUCAAAGAAUUUAAACUAAACAAUGAAUGUUGAUCAAGAAUCUAAGAUUAAGCAAUUGUAACCCAAGUUAGUUUUGCAUAAAAAGAUAAAUUAGAAUCAGGGAAUGAGUCUCGAUACCAAUGAGCAUAUCCCUCUUCUAAAGAUGAAAGAGAGACUUUAAAAGCAUAUAUAAAGGCAAUAGGAAGAGACUAUAAGGAGUGAGCACCAGAAAUAGACCGUAGAGAUGUAUAAAAAGUAAUAGCAAGCACUAUAGUAGCAAAGAAUUAAGAAAAACUAAGAUUGGAUCGAUAUAGACUUUGAAGAGAUUACUCUUUAAAAAGAGACUAUUAGUUCUUUCAAUCACAAGUCCUAAUCAAAGCCAAUAUAAAUAACACUGUAGAAGUAAUUGUACUAGCCUAAACCUGAAAAAAAGCCUGUUCAGAAUUAAAAUAAUUUCUACAACAUCAAUAAUUCAACAAUCAUUCACAAGAAUAAAUAAAAUCCUUAGAUGCAAUAAAAGACGACUACAUAUGCUAUUAUUGAAGAUUCUCUUGAUUUCAAUGAUAUCAAAUGCACUAUCAAGAAUAAAUUUGAUAUUAAGAAUAAGGUAUUUAAGGAAAAGUCAGGUUUAGCAAAAGAAGAGUAGAUUAAAUCCUAAAAAUCUUAGAAGGAUAAUAGACUGAAUAUGAACACAAUUUAUUAUGAUUGA
Messenger RNA from Stylonychia lemnae, 813 nucleotides. NCBI's taxonomy places the organism in Eukaryota, Ciliophora, Spirotrichea, Sporadotrichida, Oxytrichidae. The record is from the annotation of a GenBank genome assembly.